Tuber melanosporum (Perigord truffle) is the source of this 1083-nucleotide messenger RNA. RefSeq lists its product as uncharacterized. Gene Ontology annotation, biological process: regulation of transcription by RNA polymerase II. The coding region runs from base 53 to 1015 and encodes 320 amino acids. Gene Ontology annotation, molecular function: transcription coactivator activity. The transcript is spliced from 2 exons. Gene Ontology annotation, cellular component: core mediator complex; mediator complex. The record is from RefSeq and is a predicted model, not a curated record. NCBI's taxonomy places the organism in Eukaryota, Fungi, Ascomycota, Pezizomycetes, Pezizales, Tuberaceae.
CAAUCUUCUGCACCAAUAACAGAUAGCACCUGCCAUCAUCCCUUCCACUAAAAUGGCCACAAUCCCCCGUCCAAAAACUCCCAUCGACGAAACCCUCUGGCGGGACCAGGUCUGGUACCGUCAAUGGGGUCCCAUAACCGAAGUCACAGCAAUGGACUAUUUCCGUAUGUCUACUUUUUUCGACCACACCAGCAAUAAUGGCACGCUCUUCCAACAGAUGCAAUUCAACCCGCAAUUCCGCGAGGAGCUGCGAACUCCCGAGCUGUUCAACCGACGACUAGCGACGAUGACGGGAGUGGAGUACAUGCUUGCUGCGGGGAGUGCGGAGAGUGGUGUAUGGGUUAUCCGGAAGCAGCUGAGGAAGAGUCCCAGAUAUGAUGACAAUGGACGGGAAGAUGAUAUCACGGUGUUAGCUGCCUAUUAUAUUAUUGGGGAGAAUAUAUAUCAGGCGCCAAGUAUUGGAGCGGUGCUGCAGAAUCGGAUGUUAACAACUAUAUCCGCCCUCCGCUCCGCCCUCACCGUCGCAACAAACCUCUCCUCCUUCCUACCAACAACCUCAACCAAUCCAUCCUCCUCCUCCCAAGCUUCACAAACCAUCACUACCGGCGUUGCUACAUCAUCCCAACAAUCUGUAUCAGCGUCCCAACCUCCUCCCUCCACACAAUCCUCCAUGGCCACUUCAACUCCUCCCCCACCACCACCAACUACUUCAUCCUCCUAUGUCAAUGACCCCCGCCUACUCGCCCGGGCGCUGGACCUAUCGAUAAAGCACCACAACGAGUACAUGGAUGACCAUGCCCCACUGCUGGGCGACCCAGCUAGCUUCUUGCAGUCACAGCCAAGCUCGCAAAGGAGUAGUACGCCGAAUUCGCAAGCAGAUGUCGCGGCGAAGAAGCAAGCUGCAGCGGUAGCGGCAGCCGCGAAGAAGGCCGGUGUGCAGCAGCAGCAGCAGCAGCAGCAGCAAGGGGUAGUGCAGGGGCAGGUGAAGAAGAAAGGCAAGGGGUUAGGGCCGUAGAGGCUCCGGUUAUGGCUGUGUGUGCCUGCGCGUGUGUAUGUUUGGUAAUGGGAUUUUUUUGUAAUUUU